Molecule: messenger RNA, 2863 nt
Organism: Mercenaria mercenaria
Lineage: Eukaryota; Metazoa; Mollusca; Bivalvia; Venerida; Veneridae
Product: potassium voltage-gated channel subfamily KQT member 1-like
Exons: 15
Coding region: 700-2634 (644 amino acids)
Biological process (GO): potassium ion transport; transmembrane transport
Cellular component (GO): membrane
Molecular function (GO): voltage-gated potassium channel activity
Source: RefSeq, a predicted model, not a curated record
AACUGUAAGACAUGGUGUUGAUUUCUUUUAUGCAUUGAUAACCUUUUCCUAUAGGGCCUUUGAUUUCUGUGCAGGCUUUGACAAAUAUUUUCAAACCAUUUUUCCACUAAAGUCUUUAGUAUAUUACGAAUUUUCAUUCUAUUUAUGAAUGGGUUGCUUUAAAGCUUCAUUUAUUAAGAAUGAAACAACAUUUUGUUUUCCAGAGGGGACUGAGAAGUGUCCAAGAUUAACUGUCCAUUUGAUCAAAAGCUGUGUUCUUUCCAGUGAUGAUACAGACUUGUGGGAAUUCGUACCAGAAACAGCACUCUUGGGAAUUCAUACCAGAAACAAAAGUAUGUUGAUGUAUAGAAGAUGUUGUACAUGCAGAUAAAUAUUCAAUUGUGGAUGUGGAACCCUGAUCUUACCUAGAGGAGUUGCAUCAAAUUUUUAACAUAUUUUAGCAGAAUGUUUGCAAUGUGAAAAUAACAUUCUUAUUUUAAAUAGUCGGAUUCAGUGAUACUUUCUUUUACUUCACACACCACUCCUUGUGAUAAUGACAUAACAUAAAGAAAAAGGGAACGGCAGUACCAGAUUGAAUUGUUUCGAUGUGAUCAACUAAUUUUUUUUUAUGGUACGCAUUUACUGUAUGAGACAAUGACGUAAGAAUAAGAAAAAGAAACCAUUAUACUAGACAAAAUUGUUUCAGGGUGAUAAAUAACAAUGACUUUUGAAAAAAGAAAAGACAAUAUUUUACCCGACAAUACAAUAGUGGAAGAGGAGUCUGCGGAGAUGCAAGAACUACGAAGCAUGUCUGAACCUCCGCAGAUAGAGGAUGAAACAUAUAUGUCGGAAAUGCCACAUUCUCCAUUGUGGAGUCAAAGUGACAAGCAGGCGACACAAAGAUUAAUGCUAGAUAAAUACAAGGCAAAAGUGCGGCCAACGAUGAAGGCGACAAUUCAAGCGAAGGUUUAUAAUUUUCUUGAGAGACCAACUGGAUGGAAGUGUUUUAUCUACCAUUUUACCGUAUUCAUGAUGGUGCUGAUAUGUCUCAUAUUUAGUGUGUUAUCAACAAUAGAUCAAUAUGGAGAAUUCGCUAAUGCAACGCUCUUCUGGAUGGAGAUAGUGUUGGUUGUAUUUUUCGGAGUAGAAUACGUUGUGAGACUAUGGUCAGCUGGUUGUCGCAGUAAAUAUAUUGGAAUCAGAGGAAGAUUUAGAUUUGCGAGAAAACCAAUCUCUAUAAUAGAUUUUCUGGUUGUGACUGCAUCAGCUGUUGUUUUAGCAGUAGGAUCUAAUGGUCAAGUCUUUGCAACAUCUGCAAUAAGAGGAGUUCGUUUUUUACAGAUUUUGCGAAUGCUUCAUGUUGAUCGACAAGGUGGCACAUGGCGACUUUUAGGUUCUGUUGUAUAUAUUCAUAGACAGGAAUUAAUUACCACACUGUAUAUAGGCUUUCUAGGGCUCAUCUUCUCUUCAUACUUUGUAUAUUUGGCCGAAAAAGAUGCAGAGCCGGACUCUGGAUCAAAGUUUAACAGCUAUGCAGAUGCCCUCUGGUGGGGGGUGAUAACAGUGACUACUAUAGGUUAUGGUGAUACAGUUCCCCAGACAUGGAUGGGGAGAAUUGUCGCCUCAUGUUUCUCAGUGUUUGCAAUAUCAUUUUUCGCUCUUCCAGCCGGAAUCCUAGGUUCUGGAUUUGCCUUAAAAGUUCAACAAAAGCAGAGACAGAAACAUUUUAAUCGGCAGAUUCCUACAGCGGCUUCGCUUAUACAGAGUAUAUGGCGAUGUCAUGCAGCCGAUCCAAAAUUUAAAUCAGAAGCAACCUGGCGGAUUCAUCUUCAUCCAUAUCAUCAUCACCACAAUCAUCAUUACAUGAACAUGUUCAGCUCAAAUACAGGCUCAAACAAUGCUCUGAGUCGUAUGGCACGCCGAGCCAGUCUUCUCACUCGAAGAUUCUCCUCUCAGAAACUUAAUACUUCAGAUAUUCCAAAUAUUGUACAGAAUUGCUCAGGUGUAAAUAGUCAAUUUCAACAUGGUGUUCAGGAAACGUCAAUAGACGAUGACUUUGAUUAUCAUAUGCAUAUGGUUUCUAGACCUGAACAUCUCACAGAAUCUCAUAAAGUUAUGAUACGUGUGAUAAGAAAAAUAAAAUUUUUCGUGGCAAGAAGAAAAUUUCAGCAAGCACGCAAACCAUAUGAUGUACGUGAUGUGAUAGAACAGUAUUCUCAGGGUCAUUUAAACAUGAUGGUCAGAAUAAAAGAGCUACAACGAAGGUUAGACCAAACAUUAGGUAAGCCUAGUUACCUAGGCAACAUGAAAGAUAAGGACAGAAUGACAUUGUGUUCAAGAGUGGCAACUAUAGAACAUCAGGUUAAUAGGCUGGAUAAAAAAAUGGACCAGACUUUAGUGUUAUUAAACAUUUUAGUAAAAUCACAGCAACAAAGUGAGAGACCUUUAUAUGCAAGAAGUUUGUCGAAAGACAGUUCUCGAUCUGGUAGUAAACCGUCCGAGGGUCGGGAAAAUAGAGACGGUUCAAGACCUCGUAGGUCUUCAGAAGGAUUUGAGGAAAGAGGCAGCAAUAAUACAUAUAAAUCACCACAGGACUUUGAAAAAAGAAAUAUGACAGAGGAACAAAUGGUGGAUGAAGAAGAAGAGGAUUCCUAGCAGAGUCGUGGUCCUUUAUAACCACAUGCUUCAAAACUUAUUUCCUUUACCUUAUAGGGUUCAAUUGGGUUUGAGUUUUAAGUGAAAUGUAUAUCAUCACAUUAAAAAGAAAACACAGGAUAAUAUUUUAAACAUUCCAGUGUUUGUAUAUAGUCAAAAUAGUCGAGCAAAGUGUAAUCGUCAUGAUUACAUUGUAUUUAUUAAAUCAUGAUUACAUAUGAGCCGUGCC